AUGGCAAUAAUUAAAGCACAUUAUGAACAACAAUAUGUUACACCUACCAUAUCAGAAGUUGCAGUGCUAAUGGUUGGAAAUGGUGAAGAUCAAGAGCCUUUGAACUGUAAUAUAAUUUUUCACAAACAAAGUGGUGAUCUGCAACAAAUUUAUCAAUUUUAUUCUUUUUAUAGCCCAUUGCAUUAUGUGUUACUUUUUCUAUAUAAUAAGCCUAGAUGGCAUUCAAAUAUUUUUGCACAUAAGGUACUAAAUAAACAAUUAAAUAAUUAUGGUAAAGUUUUUGAUAAUUUAAACACCUCUGAAGACUAUUGUAAAGAAGAAAGUUCAAAACAUAUAACAAUGAUGCAAUACUAUGCAUAUCAGUUGCAAGUUCAUAGAUAUGAAUCACUAAAAACAUUUUCUCUUCACAGAACCAGUUGUCUGUUUCAGCAAUAUAUUGUAGAUAGUUAUGCAUGCAUUGAACAAAAUCAUCUCAAUUAUUUAAAUUCAAAUCAAAAAAAAAUCAGAGCUAAACUAUAUAAUAGAUUGCAAGAUGCACUUACAACUAAUAAUAAAUUUCCACAAAAUGGGGCUUGCAUUAGUCAAAGAAUUGUUCUUUCAUUAAGUUUUCUACUAAAACUUGAAGAAUGUAUUCCCAAAAUUAUACCUGAUACCAAUUAUAUAUCCUUAUCAACAGAAAUUAUACUUAAAUGUGAUAGCUCUCAAGGAUUAAUUGAUUUUGUAUUUCCAGAACUACAAAGAGCAAUUCUUGCUUCAAAGAAUAAAGAGGUUGACAUACUUAGCUCAGAAGUACUUUUUCAAUUUUCUGAUGAAGAAACAACAUAUUAUAGUGCAGAUUCUAUAGAUCAAAACUCUGAAAUAUAUAAUCCUAACUAA
Messenger RNA from Cetraspora pellucida, 876 nucleotides. The record is from the annotation of a GenBank genome assembly. Lineage: Eukaryota; Fungi; Glomeromycota; Glomeromycetes; Diversisporales; Gigasporaceae.